Messenger RNA from Gasterosteus aculeatus aculeatus (three-spined stickleback), 1989 nucleotides. The record is from RefSeq and is a predicted model, not a curated record. NCBI's taxonomy places the organism in Eukaryota, Metazoa, Chordata, Actinopteri, Perciformes, Gasterosteidae.
AAACAGCAUACUCCUGUCCAGUAGGUGGCGGUAUGCAUUAUUUCAUGUUGGUUGCGACCCCCCAAUAAAAUUGAUAGAGGAAGAAGAAGGCCGAUAACCUGUAACCAUAAUAAAGAGCGGAACCUUAAUGUGGCUGAGGUCUGCAGUCGGAACUUUAAAGUUGUGACACCCAGCCGUUGCUUCGUCUUGUGGCAGUGCAGAUAAUUAAUUUGACCGGUAAUUAAGCAAAAAUGUCUUCAGUUGAGAAUUUGAGAGAGUUUGUCAACGAGCGACUAUCUGCUGCUGCUGAAGAAAUAUUCGGAGUUUUUAAAAGAAUCGUCGUCGAGUACCAGGAAGAGAUCGACCGGCAGCGCAGACUGUUGGAUGUUUUAUGGAAACCCGAAGUGAGGUUACACAGGAUAGAGCUCCCACAGUCACGUGUCUGUAAGGAGGAGGAGCUUCUCUCUGACCAGCAGCUCUGUCUCCAGGAGAGGAAGCCAAGUCUGGACCAAGAGGACCCAGAUCCUCCAGAGAUUAAAGAGGAACAGGAGGAACUCUGCACCAGUCCAGAGGGAGAGCAGCUUGAACCGAAGCAGGAGGCCUUUACGUUGACUCCUACUUGUGAGGAAAGAGGCCACGGUGAAGAUCAACUUCUGGACUCGUGUACUGAUGAAGCUGAGAGUGUGGUACAGGAAACAUCUCUAGAAUACAUUUCAGUUGAAAGCACCGCUGUAGUUGAACUAAACAAUGACCACCAGCUUCUCUCUCACAAUCCUCAUGAAUCUGAUGGCCGAGAUCAGAAAGGAGUAAAACUUAGUUUAACAUUAAACAAGGAACCAGGUCCUUUGGGUGAGAAGCCGUUUUUGUGCAGAGAUUGUGGGAAAUACUUUCAAAAUAGAAAUCGCUUGUUUGCACACAUGAGAAUAACCCAUAGAGUUUAUCAACCAUAUUUAUGCAACACCUGUGGAAAAAGAUUCACUAAACUAUCAGCAGUGAAGAGUCAUAUAAGAAUUCAUACUGGGGAGAAGCCAUAUUCCUGCAUAAUUUGCGGGAAAACAUUCUGUCGGCUAUCAUCUUUGACGUCUCAUAAAAUAACUCAUAGUGGGGAGAAGCCAUAUUCCUGCAGUGCAUGUGGAAAAACAUUCUCUUGGCUAUCAGUAUUAAAGCGUCAUAAAAGAACUCAUAGUGGGGAGAAGCCAUAUUCCUGCAUCACAUGUGGAAAAACAUUCUCUCGGCCUUCAUCUUUGACGUCUCAUAAAAGAAUUCAUACUGGGGAGAAGCCAUAUUCCUGCAUCACAUGUGGAAAAACAUUCUCUCGGCCUUCAUCUUUGACGUCUCAUAAAAGAAUUCAUACUGGGGAGAAGCCAUAUUCCUGUAAAAUAUGUAAAAGUGGUUUCAGGAGUUCUAGUAACCUAGUUGUCCACAUGAGAAGAACCCACAAGGGUGAGACGUCAUAGAGUAAAUAUUUGGAGCAAUUUUUAAGAUUGAACAGGCGUUGAAGCUUUCUAUAAGAACAGAACACAAAUGCUUCAUUUGAGAGAAAAGUCUCUUCAGUAAGUUUCUGACAGACAGACAGACCGCGGUGACCUCGGCGUGUGGAGUAGAGAGGGUGCGCCGGGAACCGCAGGGUUGUCCGUUUAAAUCCUGGCUGCUCCAUGUCGAAGUGUCGUUGAGCAAGACACCCAACCUCUAACUGCUCCCCGGGCGCCUUUACGGCAGCACACCACUCCCACUGUGUGGGAUGGGUUAAAAAUGUAAACCGUGGGUUAAAUAUGCACUGCAGGUUGCUUUGGAUAAAAGUUUCAGCUAAAUGAUAUGUAAUGUAAUAACCAGUCAUUAAAUGUAUAUAGUUUACUGUCAUCCCCCAAAUCUUUGUUACAGAUUAAGGGAUCAUAUCUUGCAAAUGUUUAACCUGUUUGAUAAAUAGUUUGUCAGAUAGACAAAUAUAUAUAAUCUACGAAAAGUCCUGCAAUAAAAAUGAUGGAUCUCUUAAAUUGCUAAACCCUCAAA